Hippopotamus amphibius kiboko is the source of this 936-nucleotide messenger RNA. Its product is annotated as olfactory receptor 7A17-like. Bases 1 to 936 code for a protein of 311 amino acids. The record is from RefSeq and is a predicted model, not a curated record. Gene Ontology annotation, cellular component: membrane. The transcript has a single exon. Gene Ontology annotation, molecular function: G protein-coupled receptor activity; olfactory receptor activity. NCBI's taxonomy places the organism in Eukaryota, Metazoa, Chordata, Mammalia, Artiodactyla, Hippopotamidae. Gene Ontology annotation, biological process: G protein-coupled receptor signaling pathway.
AUGGGACCAGGCAAUGAUACCCGAGUUUCAGAAUUUCUUCUUCUGGGAUUAUCAAAGGAACCAGAAUUACAGCCCCUCAUAUUUGGACUUUUCCUCUCCAUGUACCUGAUCACUGUGUUUGGAAAUCUGUUCAUCAUCCUGGCAGUCAGCUCAGACUCCCACCUGCACACACCCAUGUACUUCUUCCUCUCCAUCCUGGCCUUUGUAGACAUCUGUUUCACCUCCACCACCAUCCCAAAGAUGCUGCAGAACAUCCAGACACACAGCAAAGUCAUAACCUAUGAAGGCUGCAUCAUCCAGAUGUAUUUUUCCACACUCUUUGGAGGCUGGGACAACUUUCUUCUGGCUGUGAUGGCCUAUGACCGUUUCUUGGCCAUAUGUCACCCCCUGCACUACAAUGGCAUUAUGAACCCCUGGCUCUGUGGACUGCUGGUUCUGGUGUCCUGGAUCUUGAGUGUCCUAAAUGCCUUGUCACAAAGCUUCAUGGUGUUGCAACUGUCCUUCUGUACAGACUUGGAAAUCCCCCACUUUUUCUGUGAACUCAAUCAGAUGGUGAAACUUGCCUGUUCUGAUACUUUUCUGAGUGACACCGUGUUGUAUUUUUCAGCUGGGCUGCUGGCUGGUGGUUCCCUGUCUGGUAUCCUUUACUCUUACUCUAAGAUACUUUCUUCUAUAUGUAGAAUCUCAUCAGCUCAGGGGAAGUGUAAAGCAUUUUCCACCUGUGCAUCUCACCUCUCAGUUGUCUCCUUGUUUUAUUGUUCGGUCCUAGGUGUGUACCUUAGCUCUGCCGCUAACCACUGCUCACACUCAAGUCCCAUUGCCUCUGUGAUGUACACUGUGGUCACACCCAUGCUGAACCCAUUCAUCUAUAGUCUAAGGAAUAAAGACAUAAAAGGGGCUCUGAAGAGUUUCUAUGGGAUGGCAGCAGGUAUAUGA